AUGGGAAGAAUCAAGCUCACAAUAGACUCAAGGCGCUCCUUGGAAUUCGACAUUGGCGCCGCUGUCGAAAGUGACGUUGCAAGAUAUUGGAAGAAUUUGAAGCUAGGUUCGUAUGCGGGGUUCAAUGUGGAUGAGGAUUCCAGGGUCGAAAUAACGCUGGCGGAUCACUUAUAUUUGCCAGAGGAUGAGACACGCCGUUUCGCAAGGAGGAAACAACGCCAAGAGGUCGAAGAAACAAACGGAGACUACCAAUCAAAAACCGAAAAUGCGAUGAGGAUGAUCGGAAGAUGA
Vicia faba (fava bean) is the source of this 291-nucleotide messenger RNA. The record is from the annotation of a GenBank genome assembly. Lineage: Eukaryota; Viridiplantae; Streptophyta; Magnoliopsida; Fabales; Fabaceae.